Molecule: messenger RNA, 1775 nt
Organism: Scophthalmus maximus (turbot)
Lineage: Eukaryota; Metazoa; Chordata; Actinopteri; Pleuronectiformes; Scophthalmidae
Gene: jdp2a
Product: Jun dimerization protein 2a
Exons: 4
Coding region: 141-737 (198 amino acids)
Biological process (GO): regulation of transcription by RNA polymerase II
Cellular component (GO): nucleus
Molecular function (GO): RNA polymerase II cis-regulatory region sequence-specific DNA binding; DNA-binding transcription factor activity, RNA polymerase II-specific
Source: RefSeq, a predicted model, not a curated record
GAGCGGCGCACACUUCCCCACGUCUGCCCCCACGAUCUACUUCUUCUCACAUCCCUGCUCGCUUACGCGCGUCUGGCACCGACCAAUUUCCGCAUUCCCAAAUCCUCCCGGAGUUCGGGUCACGUUUAAAAGUCGGGCUGAUGCAACGGUUCCCACUUUUUAAAAUCUACUCUCGACCCGCGGCCGACCAGAAGAGAGGACAUCUGUUGCACCCGGGCUCGAAGUCAGCUGUGGUCACGGCCGAGCCUGACGCGAUGCCAGGACAAAUCCCAGAUCCCUCUGUGACAGCGGGCUCCCUGCCCAGCCUGGGCCCGCUGGCUGGGAUCUCGGCCACCACGCUGACUGACGAGUUCAAAUUCGGCGAGCUCCGGGAGUUUGGGACGAUGCUUUCACCCCUGCACUUCCUGGACAGUCUGGGGAAAAGGCCCCUAGUCAUCAAGACGGAGAGAGGCGAAGAAGAAGACCGGAGGACACGAAGGCGAGAGAAAAACAAAGUGGCUGCAGCGCGAUGUCGAAACAAAAAGAAAGAGAGGACAGAUUAUCUACAGAAGGAAUCGGAGCGACUAGAGAUGUUAAACUCUGACCUUAAAGCGCAGAUCGAGGAGCUGAGGCUGGAGCGACAGCAGCUGAUCCUCAUGCUCAACCGCCAUCGCCCCACGUGCAUCGUCAGGACCGACAGUGUCAGAACCCCCGAGGGCGAGGCGAACCCCCUGCUGCAGCAGCUGGACGACAAGUGAGAGCGCAAGGGGGGUUCCCGCUGUUGACAGUAGAGAAGGAGCAGCCAACUAGCAGCACUUAGCUCUGGGCCUCGGCCACGGAGGAGAACCAGCAAAGCCCCCUGAAGCCCAAAAGACACAGAGCGUUACGGCACAAGAUGUGGAUCCAGUAUGAUUGGACACUGUUGUGGCGGUUAAAUGAAACUUUUGACAUCUCUCCCCCGCUCUCCCAUGUAGUUCUCCCUUUGGUCGUCAGAGCUCCGGCCAGCAUCAGUAUGAAGUAAUACAAAAACACACAGCACAUUAUCUUACACUCGUCACAUCCAGCUUGUUUGCUUUAGCGUAGGUUUGUACUUUAUCAGUUCUUCAUUUUAGCCUAAAGGGAAUUGAUUCAGUAUAUUGCAGCAGCUUACAUUGUGUGGUACAGCAUUUCAAUGACUUUUUGUUCCAACAACGGUUUUACUGUAACGUGUGAUCAGGCUACAAAUAGAGGUCUUCAUUGACUGAGGGGUUGCAAUACUUUUCUGUCUUUAUGCCUAGGAUUAUUUCCUUGUUUUGGCUUUGUUAAGAUGCAUUCUGGGAAUCAUGGGAUUUUUUUUUACAGAAAUUCAUCUGGACAACGGCAGUUUGGAGGGAAAUGGGUUGACAUAAUAGAUAUUUUUCCCAAAGUAUAAAAAGGCAACUGCUGGAAUGCAUGAGCAAUCGGAAAACUAACGCAACUAGUUAUAGCUACAGACAGAGUAGUCAGAAGCAUUUUACUGCAAAAUAACCCGAUAGUUAUUCUGGUCAUUUUUCUUCUUACAUACGUUUGAUGGCAGAGCGAUUGAUCCACCCCCCCCCCCCCCCCCCCCUUUUUUCUUUUAUUCACAUGUUUUGGCGCAGGCGUCAUGCACAUAUAUAUGGACUGUUUACAUAGUACUUUAUUUUCUGUUAUCAUAUUGUCACUACCAAUUAUGUUUGUCUUUUUUAUACUUUUGUAUAUGAAAUUAUAUAUGCAUAUAAGCUAUCACAAAAAAUCCCAUUUUGUAUUUCCCUAAAUAAAUUGUUAGUUUCUUUUUU